GUGAAAAGCCCACCCGCAGGGGGGGCACCUCGCUAGAGGGUCUGAGCUUGCUGAGAUAAAGCCUCCGUUCAAUGGGAGAAACAUUGCAACGGAAACGAUGCCAACAUGCCCCGUCGAGUCUCCACGCAAUCUGCUUCAUCUACGGAAUCCCUGACGGGGCCAUCGGCCUCAUGUUCCAGCAAGACCUUCUAUACCGCCUCGAUUCUUGUCCCUAUAACGCUUCCGAAAUCCAAGUCUUUUGUACCGACGUUCCAUUCAUGCCUAAUCUCGCGCACCUACGCACUUGACCUCUGCGUGUCGUAUUACACCCCGAACGCAAACCUCAUCGCCCCAAGCAGCUCGCUGAGGGUCCCGAUACAGAUAACCUGUGAACGUCGGGACAGAUCUAUCGGUCAGGACGAUACAGAAGCAGAGGUAGAUGCAGAGAACGAUGAAGAGGAAGACGUCUUCCGUCCUCGGAGGAUUGGUCUACCGAAUCCUGGAAGCCUAGACGGCAGCGGUAGCCUUUCUGACAUAUCAGAUAAUACGUCUAGAUCCCUGGAGCGCGCGGACCCUCCAGGAUACUCAGACGCGACAUCCACGCCACGAAUUUGGGGCCGUCCGAAUGGUCAGACCCUAGCUGCGUGUUCUUCUACUCCCCGAGAUGACGAAAACCGCAGACCUGAAGAGAAAACUGGCGCUAUGGCGAUGUUGCUGCCUCCUGUCUAAGGAGGAGGGGUUAGUUAUGUGGUGUUUAAAAGUGUAUUCUCAUAUAUAUAUAUCUUUAAUAUUUAUGGAUGUACUUAGUAUUGUGUCAUUUCCAAUGUCUUCGCCGAGGCUGAAAAAUACCCGUGGCUUUUCUAUUUUCUGCGGGAAGAAAGUUAUGACAUAUAUCUUUAGACUUGUUCUUUAUUAUUAUUAUCAUACCUAAUGUCAAAUCUGUUA
Paecilomyces variotii is the source of this 924-nucleotide messenger RNA. RefSeq lists its product as hypothetical. Bases 106 to 708 code for a protein of 200 amino acids. The record is from RefSeq and is a predicted model, not a curated record. Lineage: Eukaryota; Fungi; Ascomycota; Eurotiomycetes; Eurotiales; Thermoascaceae. The transcript has a single exon.